Messenger RNA from Trachymyrmex cornetzi, 879 nucleotides. Its product is annotated as putative odorant receptor 69a. The record is from RefSeq and is a predicted model, not a curated record. Lineage: Eukaryota; Metazoa; Arthropoda; Insecta; Hymenoptera; Formicidae. Gene Ontology annotation, molecular function: olfactory receptor activity; odorant binding. Gene Ontology annotation, biological process: sensory perception of smell; detection of chemical stimulus involved in sensory perception of smell. Bases 1 to 879 code for a protein of 292 amino acids. The transcript has 5 exons. Gene Ontology annotation, cellular component: plasma membrane.
AUGAUUAUGAAAGAUUGGAUAAUGUUAAAAAGUGAUCAAGAGAGAAGCAUGAUGAUCCAAAGAGCGCAAAAUGCUCGUAUAAUUUCUAUUUGCUCUUAUUGUAUAAUGGCAUUAGCGUGCUUCUUCAUCACAGUAUUGCCAAUUUUUGGGAUGUCAAUAAGACUGACUUCAAAUAUUACUGAUCCAGGAAAACUAUUGCCAGUACAAACUCAUUACAUUUAUGAUAUAACAAAAAGGCCGUAUUACGAACUGACAUUUAUUAGUCAAGUCAUAUACAUAGCAAUUAGCGCGGUAGUCUAUGCUGGAAUAGACAAUUUUCUUAGUCUCUUAAUUUUUCACGUAUGCGGCCAAUUAGACAUUCUAAAAAAUCGUUUGACACAUUUAAAUAAGUACAUAAAUUAUCACAAAAUGCUAAAAUAUUGCAUAAUAAAUCAUAAUCGUUUGCUCAGAACUAUUGAUGUUAUUGAAGAUACAUAUAAUAUAAUAUUUCUCUCCUUAUUUAUAUAUAAUGCAAUUCUCUUCGCAUUCUUCGGAUUUCGGAUGAUCAGUCUGUUUGAUAAAGGAAAUGAUAUAUCGAUCACUCAUUUAAUAUAUUUUUUUUCCAUCUUUAUGAAUUUGUUUGCACAUAUGUGCCUAUAUUGCGCUCUUGGUGAGAUUUUAAUAGCUCAGUGCAAUAAAAUAUAUUAUGCAGCAUAUAACAACAAAUGGUACACUCUAAAUUCAGAAACUAUAGAAGAUUUGUUGUUUUUAAUGACAAGAGGUUCUAAACCGGUCUAUCUCACUGCUGGAAAAGUGUCUCCUGUUACAAUGACUACAUUUUGCAAUUUUGUUAGAGUAUCUAUUGGUUAUAUAUCCGUCCUGCACACAACGAAAAAUUGA